CCCCUGCCACUCUUUCACUCCUAUCCCAUCUUUCUUUCUUUCUGCAACAACUACAAGAAAAUGGCUAGAAAUCCGUACUCUCUCUUUCCCAUUCUAUUUCUCUCUUCCCUUUUUAUCGUCUCCGCACUUUCUCGCAGCUUAUCACGGACUCCCUACGCAACAACCCUUCUAGAUGUCUCCUCUGCUCUCAAGCAGAGUCUCGAUAUCCUCUCUUUCGACCCAGAAAAUUUCAAAUCCGAAGCUGUUCCUCAGCAGCAACAGGAGACCGUCGUUGCAACUCCUUCUUCUCUGUCUCUUGAGCUGCACUCUCGCGAUACUCUCCACAAGAUCCAACAUGAGGACUAUAGGAGCCUAGUUCUCUCCCGACUCAAGCGCGACUCAUCCCGAGUCGCCGCUCUCAACGCCAAGCUUGAACUCGCUCUCAACAACGUUAACAAGUCAGAGCUCAAGCCCGUCGGUGACACCUUGUUCAGACCCGAGGAUUUAUCCAUUCCGGUGGUUUCCGGGGCGAGCCAAGGAAGCGGAGAGUACUUUUCCCGGAUCGGAGUUGGAAGCCCGGCGAAGCAGUUUUACAUGGUGCUCGAUACUGGCAGCGAUGUUAAUUGGCUCCAAUGCGAACCUUGUACGGAUUGCUACCAGCAAACCGACCCGAUUUUCAACCCGUCUUCUUCCUCCUCUUACUCUCCUCUCUCUUGCGGUUCUCCGCAGUGCGGGGCUCUGGACAUGUCUGGGUGUCGCUCCGGUAGCUGCAUCUACCAGGUGUCGUACGGAGACGGGUCUUUUACGGUGGGGGAAUUCGUGACUGAAAAGUUGUCGUUUGGAAACUCAGGGAGUAUAGACCGUGUCGCUCUGGGUUGCGGCCAUGAUAAUGAAGGGCUGUUUGUCGGUUCUGCCGGGUUGUUAGGCCUGGGUGGCGGCUUGUUGUCCCUUACUUCUCAGAUCAAAGCGUCGUCGUUUUCUUAUUGUUUGGUGGAUCGUGACUCGGGCCGCUCGUCGAGUCUCGAUUUCAACUCUGUCUCAGGUUCGGACGGAGCCACCGCUCCUUUGCUGAGAAACCGCAGAUUCGACACAUUUUAUUACGUUGGACUCACUGGUUUCAGCGUCGGCGGGCAGAUGCUGUCGAUUCCGCCGUCACUUUUCCAGGUGGAUGAGUCGGGGAACGGCGGGAUUAUCGUCGAUUGUGGAACCGCCGUUACUCGGUUGCAGACUCAGGCGUACAACUCACUGCGAGACGCGUUCGUGAGUAUGGCUCGGGGAUUGAAAUCUACAGGCAGCGUGGCUCUAUUCGACACGUGUUACGACUUUUCUUCGCUGACGCAAGUCAGGGUCCCAACGGUGUCGUUUCAUUUCUCUGGCGGUAGGUCCUACGAUCUGCCGGCCAAAAACUACCUGAUUCCGGUUGAUUCCUCUGGUACCUUCUGCUUCGCCUUUGCUCCAACGUCGUCGUCGUUGUCGAUCAUCGGAAAUGUCCAGCAGCAGGGGACACGUGUCAGCUAUGAUUUGGCUAAUAAUCGUGUCGGGUUCACCCCGAAUAAAUGUUAGAUAGUGGCAGUGGCAGAAUUUCCCGGUUCUUGCCUUUUUCUAUUUUAUUUUUAAGCUAUUAUUUAAAAAAAAAAAAAAAAAAGGAAAAAGAGAGUAUGAGUUUUUAUAAUUUUCUAUUUCAUAUAUUAGGAAAGAUAAAAUUUUAAUUAUUUUUUUAGGUUAUAUUUAUUUAAAGAUAUGUUCUUAGUGUGUGGAGGAGAUAGAUAAAAGUAGGGCCCACCAGAGUAAAUCCUCAAAAGCUCCUUUGGAUGAUAUCGUGGGCCAUCCCGAUCGGGUUUCUAUAUAAAUUGUAACAUUCCGUAUUCUUCCGUUCACUAGUUCAGUGGCAUGUGUAGUAAAUUGCUUCCAA
Carica papaya (papaya) is the source of this 1891-nucleotide messenger RNA. It is a transcript of the gene ASPG1, whose product is annotated as Eukaryotic aspartyl protease family protein. Lineage: Eukaryota; Viridiplantae; Streptophyta; Magnoliopsida; Brassicales; Caricaceae. The record is from RefSeq and is a predicted model, not a curated record. Gene Ontology annotation, molecular function: aspartic-type endopeptidase activity. Gene Ontology annotation, biological process: proteolysis.